AGUGCUGAGCGUUGAAAACUUAAUGUCAGACACAUAAAAAAAAAGAAAAAGAUUCUGCUCCAACGCAGAAACAAGCUCUCCCUCUGCCUAUGGUUUUAUUUUCAUUCAUUUUUACAGAGACUGUGAAUCCAACACGGAAAGUGUUUAGUGCAAAGUUAUUUGAAUGGCGUGUGGCAGUCCUGUUUUGGAAGAGGACCUCCACCGAUUUUAUACGUCACGAGUCAGCGCUAGUUGGAAUAUUAACUGUGUUGUCUUCUUCUGCUGAUGAUCUAAUUGCCGAACCAAUAGACAAAGAGACCGAUGUUAGUGUGUGUAUUUUCAGUCUGCAAUUGGGAGUGUGUUUGGGUGUUCCAUAGAAAAUAAGCCAUACACACUGUGAGUUCGACGAUCGGGACUCUUCAUAUCAGACAGCUGAGCAGCUCUUCUGGAUUUCGCUGACGCUGCGUCUGGUCCCGCCUGGCCUCCUCUGAGCAGGAUGGACACUCUGGAGUCAGAGCUGACCUGCCCAAUCUGCCUGGAGCUCUUUGAAGACCCACUUCUGCUCCCCUGUGCCCACAGCCUGUGCUUUGGCUGCGCCCACCGUAUCCUCAUCUCCCACUGCGCCACCAACGAAUCUGUUCAGAGCAUCGGCGCCUUCCAGUGCCCCACUUGUAGAUAUGUCAUUUCUCUGAGUCCAGAGCGUGGAUUAGAAGGACUUAAGAGAAACGUGACCUUACAGAACAUUAUUGAUAGAGUUCAGCGAGCCUCAUCUUCGGCUGGGCUCCCUAUACCACUGCCUCUGCCUGCUCCCCACAGCGGGCCCAACUCUCCCGGUGAGGAAGGGAGCAACCGCUUGGCGCUAGUCCCCGUCAGCGCCGCCAUGUCCAGCCCAGGUACGCCUCCCGAACCGGUCCAGUGCCAGUUCUGCGAGCAGGACCCCCCGCAGGAUGCCGUCAAGACGUGUGUGACAUGCGAGGUGUCAUACUGCGAGGAGUGCCUCAGAGCGACGCACCCCAACAAGAAGCCGUUCACCGGCCACCGUCUCAUUGAGCCCAUGCCAGACUCCCACCUCAGAGGGCUCCAGUGUCUGGAGCAUGAGGAGGAGAAAGUGAACAUGUACUGUGUCACGGAUGAUCAGCUGAUCUGCUCGCUGUGUAAACUGGUCGGAAGGCACAGGGACCACCAGGUGGCAGCACUGAGUGACCGUUAUGAAAAACUCAGGCAAGCCCUGGACUCCAACCUGAGUAAUUUGAUCAAGAGGAACAACGAGCUGGAGUCACUUAUGGGCAAACUGAUCCAGACUUGUCAACAUGUAGAGGUGAACGCGUCCCGCCAGGAGGGCAAGCUCAUCGAGGAGUGUGAUGUCCUGAUUGACAUUAUUCAGCAGAGGAGGCAGAUCAUUGGCAGCAAGAUCAAGGAGGGAAAGACGCAAAGGCUUCGGAAGCUCGCCCAACAGAUCUCCAACUGCAAGCAGUGCAUCGAGAGGUCCUCAGCCCUCAUCACGCAGGCCGAUCAGACACUGAAAGAAACCGAUCACGCUCGCUUCCUGCAGACUGCCAAGAGCAUCAACGAGAGGGUUUCCAUGGCAACCGCAUCAACCCAAGUGCUGAUCCCUGAGAUACACCUAACGGACACCUUCGACACCUUCGCCCUGGACUUCACCAGAGAGAAGAAGCUGCUGGAGAAUCUGGAUUACCUCACUGCUCCAAGUGCUCCUUGCAUAAGGGAAGAGUUGUGCACAGCUUCCUACGACACCAUCACUGUUCACUGGACGUCUGAUGAUGAAUUCACCGUGGUGUCCUAUGAGCUCCAGUAUGCCAUCUUCACUGGACAGUCUAACAUUGCUAGUCUCUGUAACUCAUUGGAGAGCUGGAUGAUUGUCCCCAACAUCAAGCAGAACCACUACACGGUACACGGCCUGCAGAGCGGCACCAAGUACAUCUUUGUUGUCAAGGCCAUUAACCAAGCAGGAAGCAGGAGCAGUGAACCAGGGACUCUGAAGACCAACAGCCAGCCAUUCAAGCUGGACCCCAAAUCUGCUCACAAGAAGCUGAAGGUGUCCCAUGAUAACCUGACGGUGGAGCGGGACGAAACCACAUCCAAGAAAGGCCACAACCAGGAGCGGUUUACCAGCCAGAGCAGCUAUGGUGUGGUGGGAAAUGUCUUCAUCGACAGCGGGCGUCACUACUGGGAGGCUCUGAUUGGAGGGAGCACAUGGUACGCUGUGGGUAUAGCCUACAAAUCAGCCCCCAAGCAUGAGUGGAUCGGCAAGAACUCCGCCUCCUGGGUGCUCUGCCGCUGCAACAACUCUUGGGUGGUUCGCCACAACAGCAAGGAGCUGGCCAUCGAGCCUUCGCCCCACCUGCGGCGUGUCGGGGUCCUGUUGGACUACGACGCCGGAUACGUGACCUUCUACGAUGCCGUGGGUUCCCAGCACCUGCACACAUUUCACGUCUCCUUCAUCCAGCCUGUGUGUCCUGUGUUUAACGUGUGGAAUAAGUGUUUGACGGUUCUCACUGGUCUACCCAUCCCCGACCAUCUAGAGGGACCGGAAUCCCAAAACUGAAAGCUACAGACAGACACGAAUAAAUCAGCAUAAACUGGCCCCUUUAUCUUAAAGCUGCACUGGGCAAGAUUUCUGAAAAUUCACUAAGAUCUGCUGAAUUUGCCCAAAUUAAAUUCUGCUCACAUGCACUGUUGCACUCCCAGAGGCAGUGACAAAACAAUAUGUGAAAUAUAAACUGUCUCCCAACCAGCAGCUAGCUGGCACUUGGUCCUAAAAGGCUGGACUUACCAGUAGCUGGUCAUUUCUUCUUUUCCCAUUUGGUUUUCUUUGGUACGUACUGCUACAGACCAGCUGUUUUGGUGAAAUGAGCUUGUGAGUAAACUAAAGUCAUCACUUUCUCUAUCAAAAUAAUUCAAACACUUGCUACUAUUAGUGCAAAGUGACCUAGUGCAGCUUUAAUGUGCAAAGACAAAAGGAAGAAAUUCCUGAGCUGUUGUUUCAUCAAGCUUCUCAAAAGUGAUUAGCAAUUGUUUAUUAUGAUUUCUAAAAGCAAAUAUGAUGCUGGUUCAUGUUGUAUUUGAUUCAAAAAGACUUAAUGUAAACCUAUUCUAGAUGGAUGGCAGUAAGCUGGAGUCAGUGCAGAGGAAACCAGAAACAAAUGGACCUUGUUGGACCAGAAAUUCCUACUCUAAGGCACUUUGGGCUACGAUGGGCAUAUUUGUACCACGGCAACUAGGAAACAAGCCACAAAUCAAUUUCUAUAUAUUUUUUACACCAUCUUAACAGAUAUAGCACUUUUAAAAUCCUUCAAAGUUCACACACUGCAUAUACACACACACACACACACACACACACACACACACACACACACACACACACACACACACACACACACACACACACAAAACAUGAAUGCAUUCGCAUAUACCACCCCUACUUUAAUUAAUCACGGUUGCUGAAAGAGCAGAGUAACAGGUGUAUAUUUCGUGAAUUCAUAGGCAUUCCCCCUAACCGUUCCCUCGUUCAUUAAAAAGGAACCAAAGUAGCCAUUGCUGUCUGUUCAGAUGUGUUCACAUAAAAUUUUACCCUAAAUAAAUGCUGAAUUAUUUUUAAAAGUGACAGAGAGGAAAUAGCAUUAUGGUAAUAUUAAAAGCAAAGUAUUCCUUUAAAUGUAGACCUUGUUUUUGCACAUUGUUUAUACUUUAUUCAUGGUUUUGUAGCCUAACAGUUUCAUUCAUUUUGGUGCAAUUAACAUGCAUUUAUAUGGGAAAAGUGUUGUGUUCUGUUUGACUUAUUGUGUUAAUUUCCUUUUUUGGCAGCCAGACAAGUCCUGCCAUUAUGAUUUUAUGUGAUACAUAAUAUGUUGUGUAAGAGUUGUAACCCCAGGUUAUUAUUGGAGCUAAGGGGUAAAAUGCACAAUUGGGAGUAAUUUUUUUUCUUACUUUUCUCUAAAACAAGCUGUUCAGUGAGAAAUAUUUGUGCUGGUGUGCUAAUACUCUAGAACCAGAUUAGCAUUUAAGUGUCUUCCCAUUAUAUCUUAUAAAAAUUUUCAAUUUUACGUCAUUUUCACACUGAGGUCUUAUCUCAUCAAAUCCACAUGCAGCAUAUUGUUUGAAGAUAAUAAAAGUUCUGUUACUCUCUAUAAUAACACACCUUUUUCACUUAAGACAACACAGCCAUAUACAUGGGGAUCUCCUUGGACUUACUGCAUAAAGAUGAUAUCAGUAACGUGCACUCACUCUUUACUUCAGUCAUGGGCUGAAUCCGAUUUUGAAUUUCCUUCAUUCCUUGCAAUUUAAAAAGGACAAAAAGGCUCAAAUGAGAUUCAGCCACUGAUACUCACAGGUCUAGGCCCUUACAGCGAAACCUCCCAAAGGGACAUUGUCGAUUCUAAAUCCUAUAAAUCUGUUUUCUUGUAUAUGUAAUAAUGUUUCAAAGGUGACAAAAAUGGAGCUCCUCAGUGUAAAUACGAUUUGGUUGUAUUUCUCAAUGUUGCGUUGUUUCAAUAACCAGGACACUUAAAAAUAUGGAGGACAAAUAAAAAUCUAUUCUUUAAUUCUGUGUUCCCUUGGCAACAAAUUGAGCUGUAUGUUUAAUUGUAUCUGAUACAGAUAUAUAUAGUGCUUAAUUAAUGUUUCCAUUUGAACUUGAUGACCCCGGUGUAUAUUCUGUCUCUGUGGACAGUUUUAUGGAAAACAGGAUAUGAGUGCUUGCAUCACUGUCGUCUGAGAUAAGUCUAU
Molecule: messenger RNA, 4725 nt
Organism: Xiphias gladius (swordfish)
Lineage: Eukaryota; Metazoa; Chordata; Actinopteri; Istiophoriformes; Xiphiidae
Product: E3 ubiquitin-protein ligase Midline-1-like
Exons: 10
Coding region: 476-2545 (689 amino acids)
Molecular function (GO): protein binding; zinc ion binding
Source: RefSeq, a predicted model, not a curated record